AUGUCACCAAAUGAGACUCUAUUUGUAGAAAGCACUGCUCGGGUUACGAAAGACGUUAUCGCUUCUUCAUUCAUAAAUUUCGAGACACUGGAGUUUCCUGGCCAGAUGGACCCAUUUGAUAGCUCACUUGAUCCAGUAGCUACAUUCAAACGAUGUGGUGCUCUGCUCUUUAUCGUGGAUGCUCAAGACGAGUACGUGGACUCAUUAAAGAAAAUGUCCGAGAAUUUCACGCAAGCGUUUCGAAUCAAUCCGAACAUCAAAUUUGAAGUCUUCAUACACAAGGCCGACGGUUUAACGGAAGAAAGCAGGGUUGAUGCACAGUAUGACAUCUAUCAUAGGGUUAAAUGCGAGCUUGCUGAACAAGGUCUUGAAGACUUCAAUGUGACCUUUCACCUUACUUCUAUCUACGACCACUCAAUCUUUGAAGCCUUUUCGAAAGUGGUUCAGAAUCUUGUGAAACGACUACCUACUUUGGAGCGGUUACUCGACAUCUUCAAUCAGGGUUCUAAUGUGGAAAAGUCCUUCUUAUUUGAUGUUGCUUCGAAAAUCUACAUUGCUACGGACACAACCCCUGUUGAGAUGGCUGCGUAUGAAUUAUGUUGUGAUAUGAUUGAUGUUACAAUUGACAUCUCUGGAAUAUAUGGGGCAAAAGAAAAUGAUGGUGAAGUCCAGAAUCCUUUCGACGAUAAUUCUUAUGCUGUCAUACGGCUCAAGACUGAUCAAGUGAUGUUUCUUCGUCAACUCAACAAGCAUCUUGCUUUGGUGAUGUUUCUUCGUCAACUCAACAAGCAUCUUGCUUUGGUAUGCGUUAUAAGAGGUGAAAAUUUUGAAAAACAAGGACUAAUAGAUUACAAUUUCAACUGUUUCAAAGAA
Strongylus vulgaris is the source of this 873-nucleotide messenger RNA. The record is from the annotation of a GenBank genome assembly. Lineage: Eukaryota; Metazoa; Nematoda; Chromadorea; Rhabditida; Strongylidae.